This is a messenger RNA of Stylonychia lemnae, 933 nucleotides long. The record is from the annotation of a GenBank genome assembly. Lineage: Eukaryota; Ciliophora; Spirotrichea; Sporadotrichida; Oxytrichidae.
AUGGACACCAAGACUUAGAAAAAAGACUCAUAAUCUAAUUUUACUAGCAAUCAAAAUUUUUAUGAUGACUCAGAUUACUACUAAGAUGAUGAUGAUACAUUAACUUCAGAAAAAAUGCGCAAAAAAAGAAAAUUGAAUUUGACUCCAGAAUAAAAACGAAUUUAUAAAAUAGAAGAGAAGAUAUAUACUUGGUCUCGGGUACUAACUGUAUUUGCAGGAAUUGCCAUGGCCUUCUCAGGUAUACUAUUGAUAGUUGAUUUGCUGCUGGGUAGAUCUUAUCAAGAUUUCAUUAGCUAUGAAAUAGGAACCACUCCUUUGAUAUUUAAGUAUGCAAACGAAAAAGCAAGUGUAUUUAUAGAUUUCAAUGAGAAAGUAAUUGGAAGCUGUAUCUAGAUCAGUAUGAUCCUCUUCAUAAGUAUCUUUAUACAGGGUUUUACAUGUUUCAAGACUCUAAGACCACUAGUGAAUGCGAUUUAAAAGAAAUAAUUGGAGACUAAGAAGCAGAUGAUAAAUCAAGAUGAAAUAACACAAGCUAAUAUCAUGGCACUCUCAUUAGUAGGUGAAGAUGUAUUGAGAGUAAAUGGUUCAUCACAUGACUAAACCAAGCAUCUUUAGAAGAUAAUGUUUUUGUUUUCAGUAAUGAAUUUCGCUAUGAUGAUUUAUGUUCAGAUUAAUCUCUAUAAUGAAGUGAGUGGAGUGGUAUAUAAAUGGGUAGAUGAUAAUGUUGAUGCAUAGAUCUUUGAUUCUAGCAGAUCUCCUACAUACAUAUCAGGAUUUAAAGAUGCUUAGAGAGUUAGUACAAAGAGGUACGCCUUCAUAAUUAUGAUAUACUUCAAUUUAAUGGCUUUUGCUGUUUUUACCACCAUUAAUGCUUUUAUAUUAUAUGGUGCUCAUUAAUUAUCAAGGAAUCAAAAGAAAACCGAAGAGGACUGA